AAGCGCUAUAACAAAUAUGCAUGAAAAGGGCGCAUCGCGGUUUGGAGGGGUCUUGUUGCUCCGUUCCUAUUUGAGCCAGGAACAUGGAGUAAAAAAUUUUUAGUUCAGUCCGGACCAGCGGCCAUUUGUAUACCCAUUCGAAAUCUGUCUUACUGGAGCUAUAUUUCAGUAUAUUAAGCAAGGUUUGAACGAAAAACCGGAGUAGGCGCCCAGAAAAUUGUGCGAAUCGAUUAAUUACUUUGGCGAAAGAUUUUAAUCGGGUUGAAAUUAAUGAUCAGCUAAUGUCACCAUUUGUAUGUGCGCCGUUCGGAUGUUAUGUGUAAAAACAAUCACUCUCGUUCGGAUUUUAGGUGCAAAAGUAGCCACCCUUAAUAACUCGGACCUGGAGCGAAACUGAUUCGAUCCACCGUUUGAAAAGUGUUUCUUCGUUUGGAUUUGACGUGCAAAAAACAGGUUUCUCUGGUAGGUUCUAAAGCGUACCAUUUCCAUACCUCAAACUUGUACGAAUCGAUAAUACUUGCCCGAAGUCAGAUAAAUGGAUAAAGUAAAAACGAACUUUUUUAUCCAAUAAUCUUUAUCUGUUGUCGAGAUACGAUUGUUUAAAAGUCAAGCUAGUUGUAGCACGUGAAGUUCGUUCUUUAGUGAACUGAAUGCGCGGUAACGGUUAAAGGUGAAUCAAAUAAACAAAAAGAUGCAUUCUUACGAUACAAUUGAAAAAUCACUGUCAAUAAUUUAGCUUGAUUUCGAUUUUACUUCCAGAAAACAUGUUCUUUGUGAUUUUUAAAAAUUUUUUUUUACGCUCACCACUUCUAUAUUUCAAUGUUUCGAAUUUGUGCGAGCCGGUUCAAAGUUUGUAAGAAGUUAGACAAAUACAUGUAGUUAAUGGCCGUCCUGUUGUUUUGUUAAAGCUUUAUCCGUUGCCACGACAUAAGCAACACAGUUCGAAAAAAAAAAAAAACUUUACGGGAUCAAUCGUCGCCUGAGUCAACAAAAGUCUAUAUUGUUGCCAAGUUAUGACAGUCUGUUGGCAAAAUUAUGGUAGAGUAAAAGUUGAGAACAAGAAUGAAAAUGCUCCUAUCAUAGCAUAAAAAGCGGGAAUAUGUUCUAGGCAGAGUAAGAUGUGUAAAAGAAGGGAACUAGUUUUCAGACUUACCUGGAAGCAUCAAAGACAUUUAAAUUAAAAUAUCUUAACGUAUUCGCCCGUUUUUACGAGUUAACCCCACUUCCCCAGAACAGUGAGCUCUCUUAGCUUCAAGAUGUUGGCACAACUGCAUCUUGCAAUUUAUAAUCGGAAGUCCCUAAUCCCCUGCUCGAAAUCCAGAAGAUUCGCCCGCCAUAGUAACAAUCUAUACUCUCAUAUCGAACUUGAAUGAUACGUUGUGUCACGUUGCACGACAUGACAAAUGCCAUGUUUGAUGACUUGAUGGCAAAUGUCAUGUUAUACGACAUGAUAACGUGUAUCAUGUUACUUUCCUUGGAAAAUUGGAAAUUUGUGGUAAGGUCUUAUGAGACCAAACUGCUGAGGUCAUAGGUCCCUAAGCCUACACAUUACUUACUCUAACACUACUUACGGUAUGGACAACACACACAUCCAUGCCUGAGGGAGGACUCGAACCUCCAACGGGGGAAGCCUCACGGACCGAGCGGCUACCCCGCGCGGCAGGUUACUUUAGUUGACGCGAUACUUUAUGUCACGAAACAAGGCUAUUAAUACUAGUAAGUAAAAGAGCGCGAAUAUGUCCAGACUGUUUAGACUUAAAGGUUCUUGAUUCUUCCAGAAAAAUGGAAAAGCAGGUUCCCUUUUUUCACAUCCGUAACUCUGCCCAGGACAUAUUAACCUUCUUUUGUGCUGUAAUGGGAACAUUUUUUCAUUUCGGUGUAAUAAUAUGAUAAGAAAAUUACGCGCGACCUUCUCGAAGUUUUUCCUGAAAUAUUCCGCCACACGGGCACCUGAGAUCGUGGCCUCAUAAAAGCAUUUUACUACAUUUAACAAUUAUCUUCACCGAAAUUACGUGCAAUCGGGUUAAGUAUUAACUACAAUAGCUACUAUCAUAAUAUUUAUGGCUAUAGAGACACCCCACCACCGGCAUCCAGCCUAUACUUGCGAUAUAAAUUCCAAAUAGAAAUCGGAAUUUCAUUGGUAUAAACAUUUGGUUUCAGCCAGCAAUUUAAUCAUACCAGUUAUCCGAUAACAUUUCCACAAAAUUUACUAAAUAAGGGACUGGUAUUUCAUAGUGUAACACACUCCAUUUCCGUCAGCGUAUUUGGUGAAAGACUUCUGUAUAGCGCUUGUUAAUUGGCUGUAUGAAUUUUCAGACAGCAGAUUUUGGGAGCCGAGGAGUGUAAUACAGCGCAAUUAAGUACAAGCCUGCUUGUACGCAGCCUUCAUAUUGUCCUCGCUUGAACCUUUUUUUUGUGAUUUGCAGACAUUGCAGUCAGUGGAAAUGAAAUGCUGUACAGCUGAAAAACGCAUUGUCAUCGUUAAAACAAUUUACAGGGAAAGUUCUUUAGUGAAACUUCGCGAAUUGCGUACAUUUUCAGUUGCCAAAGCGUAUCGGCUACAGUGACAACUCCGUGGAAAAGUUUCAAGAAAAUAAUUCAGAUGGCAAUACCGGCUUGUCUGCUGAAAAUAUUAUUCCAGUAACUGAGAGAGUAGCCAAAAGAUAAACCUCGACUUGUCGUUGAUCAGAAGAAAUGAUAAUUUCGAGGAGCACCGUGCAGCGAAUUUCAACGAAGGACUUUCAUUUACGCACUUACAUGGUUCAUCUGACGUAACAACUACUGUCAAACGACGAUUUGCAAUAGCUCGGGCCGCAGUAGAAAGUACUUAUCGGUAGAAGCGCCGUAUUUUCCAUCAGCGCGUCGCCCCUUGCCUUGGGGUGGAAAGCGCAUUAUCACCAGGAUGCGGCCGGGGAAAGCGUACCUGACGGGGGGUGAAAGCGCCCCUUCUAGAGAUACCCCGGCCGGCGCCCGAGUCACAGUCCACACGAUGCCGCUGCCCGGGUCGCUGCUGGUGGUACUGGUGCUGUGCGCGUCGCUGGGUCCGCGAGCCGCCUCCGGCCGCCCCCAGGCACCCGCGCCGCCCCCGCAGCCGGUGUCGCCGCACGUGCUGGCCGCCGCCAGCAGGGGCAGCAACCACCACCUGGCCAGGGUGCUCUCCGACGACGGCUUCGUGCGCCGCCAGAUCGAGUGCGUGCUGGGCGACGCCCCCUGCGACGCCCUCGGGCGCAACCUCAAGCGGGUGAUUCCCGAGGUGGUGCUGAACGAUUGCCGGCGGUGCUCGCCGCAGCAGGCGGCCAGCGCGAUGCACCUCAUGGACUUCCUGGACAGCCGGCACCCCGGCGUCUGGCAGGCUGUCCGGGAAAAGUACUCCAGCGGACGCUGACCGUCGCAGUUCUACCUAUCUAACA
Schistocerca nitens (vagrant locust) is the source of this 3410-nucleotide messenger RNA. RefSeq names its product putative odorant-binding protein A10. Bases 2903 to 3385 code for a protein of 160 amino acids. The transcript is spliced from 2 exons. Lineage: Eukaryota; Metazoa; Arthropoda; Insecta; Orthoptera; Acrididae. The record is from RefSeq and is a predicted model, not a curated record.